CGCGCACCCCGGCCUCACCGUUCCAUCGGCGCGACCUCCGUCUGACGAGUGCGUCUCCACGAGUCCGCCGGUGACACUUUGCAGGCGUCGAACCGCGGAAUAUGACAGCAGUCGCCUCUUGGUAGCCGCGCCUUACCAGUAGCCACGACAACGUUUUCCGAACGCUAACGCCCCGCUGUCAGGAUGACGUCAACCAUGGACCUCGAGGAGAUCACCAAGCUCGUCGACGGGAUCUACAAGAAUAUUCUGGACAAAUUCAAUCCUGGUGCUCGGCAACUGAUAACGGCGGGGAAGGCUUAUCUAAAAGCUCUCCAUGGAGCUGCGGCGGCGUCCCGACUGUACGUGGACGCCAUCAGCAAGCUGGCCAAGCAGGCGCAACAGGGCACCUGGGGAGCCUCCGCUGACAUCGGUUCGGCUCUUAUUCAGAUAGUUGACGUCUACAAGGAGAUACACGAGCAGCAGAUGAAUAUACUGAAAGCGUUCUACGUGGACAUGCUGGUGCCUCUGGAGACGAACCUGGAGAAAGAUACAAAAGUCGUACAGAGUGAGCAGAAGCGCUUCCUGCAGCAACACAAACAACGCUCUGAGACGUACAGCAAGGCGGCCGCGGCCAUCAAGAAGCAGAGGAAGAAGACCCGCGCCAAACCCCCGGCUGUGGCGCUGGACCGCGAGGUGAAGAGCCUCCAGGCGCUGGAGGAAGAGCGCGCCAAGCUGGACGCCUUCUGCGAGGCCAGUCUCAAGACCGCGAUGACGCAGGAGCGCCGUCGCUACGGGUUCGUGCUGGAGCGCCAGUGCUCGCUGGCGAAGCACUACCUGCUGCACCACAGCCAGUGCCGGCAGGCGCUGGAGGGCCGGCUGGACGCCUGGCAGGAGGUGGCGCAGUCCAGGGAGGCGCUGCCCGACGGCGUCGAGGCCGUCAUGGCCGCCAGGCUGCGGCAGGUGAAUUUCUACUCGGAGGACGCGCCCUCAGAGGCGGAACGCGACCGGACCGAGGACGACCGGGUGUCCAUGUCGUCGCAGCUGCGCAAGACCAAGUCGAUGGACGCGUCGUGCCUGGACAUGCGCUCCAUCGGCGACGCCGCCAGCCAGCACAGCCCGCUCAAGCCGCUCUCCAGGGCCAAGUCGGAGUUCGACCUCAGCGCCUCCACACAGUCCCUGGACCAAGUGUCCGCCCGCUACGACCGCCGCGACGUGACUGCGUCCUCGCCGGAGCCCGAGCCGCGGCCCAAGUCGCUGGCCGUCGCCUCGGAGAACGGGGACGCGCCGCUGGCGCGCGCCAUGUACGCCUACCUGUCCAGCGGAGACAACCAGCUCAGCUUCCUCGAAGGCGACGUCAUCGCGCUCAUGGGUGAACGCAUUAAGGGUUGGCAGUUUGGCGAGAACCUGCGUACCCAGACCAAUGGAUGGUUCCCCUUAGCUUACACAGAGAUGCUACUCGACGCAGCGGACAGCAGCUCGCCGACGCACAGCACGGCGCCCGCGACGCCGGCGUCGCCCACGCGAGGCCUGCAGGGCGGCAGGAGACCCGGCGCCGCCCACCACCAGCCGCAGCCGCAGCACGCCGCCCCGGCAGCGCCCUCACACCGCCCCGCUACGCGACAGGGUACCCGCGGCGCCGUGGCGACGGCCAUCUCGCGCGCGCUGCAGCAGCAGGCGGCGGGCGGCGCCGCCCCCGUGCCCGGGGGCCGGCCCGUGGUGGGCCCGCCGCCGCCGCUGGUGCCCGCCCCCGUGCCGCGCCGCCUGCCCCCGGCCGCCGCCUCCACGGCCGCCGCUGCCGCCGCCCUCAAGGCCGCCGGCGCCAGCCUCCACAGCAGCAACGACAGCGGCUUCAGCAACGAGCCGCCCCCGCUGCCGGAGGCCGACUACUCGGACGACGACAGCUCCAGCGAAAAGACGGUGACUGCGGUGAACGCCCCGGUGUCUUCCACUCUGCCCACCAAGCAGCGCGGCAGUGGUGGACGCGGCUGGUCUACCACUACCAACGGAACCCACGCCCAGCAAGCGGCCACCAACGGCCACACUAGCGGUGGCGGUGGCGGCAGCGGCGGCAGGAAGCCGACCACGGAGCCGCGUCGUCGCGAGUACACCAACGGCCUGGUCAACGGCACCUCCGUGGGGGGAUCCCCCGGGGCGUCGGCCACCACGCCGCGCCUGCCCCACCUGUCGACCACGCUGGGCAGGGACUCCCCCCCGCGCAAGCCCAGCUACCCGGUGAAGCGCACCAAGUCGCUGUGGAAAUUCCGCCGCUCCGAACAGCCGGGCGACAUCCUGGAAGGCAUGUCGCUCUGGAGGCACCGCUCUCUGGUCGACGUGCCGGCCGCGCUGGACGCCGAGGCCAAGAGGGAGAACGGCCACCAGGAGCAGCAGCAGCACAAGAAGCCCGCCGGCCGGCAGCAGAAGGCGGAGGCGGAGGAGCGGCCCGCGGUGGCCGUGCAGACCGAGGACGAGGACCUGGACUCGAUGGCGCCCUCCGAGGUGGACGAGGAGGAGGACAGCGAGUCGUGCAUCGUGGUCGAGGACCACCGCCGGCCCCCGCCGCAGCAGCCGGCGCCGGUGCCCCGCCAGCUGAGGGGCCCGCAGCAACAGCAGCUGCAGCAACAGCAGCUGCAGCAACAGCAACAACAACAGCAGCAGCUGCACAGCCAGCAGCCGCACAAGAGGAUGAGCGGUGCGUCACAAGGCAGCGCCGGCAUGACGCUGCCCUGGUACAAACUCUGGGGAAUGGAUGUCGCAGCCGUCAAAUAGGCCAGAGAGCGGUUCGCACGUCGUUGUUUCAUCAGCAGAAAGUCCUGCUGCUGGUGACAUCGUCUUUCCCAUCUAGAUUACGCUUCCCAGCUGUCACUGCACACCUGCUGGUGAAGUAUCACUGCUCUCAGAUGUGAUAUGGAUCCCUUUACAUCUGGGUUGUUUUGAGUGAAUGACUUUGUCUCGAGAACACUUUGACAACAUCAGAUCCUUACCUUUCAUGUAAUUCACGUAUCCGGCGCUGCCUGUAAUGAGCAUCUGCUUGAGAUAUGAAUUAUUGAGAUAUUUUUUCAGCGUGUGUACUGCAUACCUGCUGCUGGAGUAUCACUGCUCUCAGACUGCUCUCAGAUGUGAAGGUGGAUACUUUUACAUCUGGGUUGUUUUGAGUGAAUGACUUUGUCUCGAGAACACUUUGCCAACAUCAGAUCCAUACCUUUCAUAUAAUUCAUGUGUCCGGCGCUGCCUGUAAUGAGCAUCUGCUUGAGAUAUGAAUUAUUGAGAUAUUUUUUUCGCCAUGUGUACAGAGAAGAAGCGUGUUUACCAGUUAUUGGAUUAAUCGAUUUCUGAUUGUAAUCUCUACUUCCGUUCAAGGAGUAACCAAGUAGAAAAGUGAUAAAGCACAUAUGUAGAACGAAAUGUAUGUUCGUUAACAAGUAUAACCCAUAAUUGCUUAUAGAUAAUCAUAGAAUGUAUCAAGAGAAAUUUUUAAGAUUGUGUUACAUCUUUAUAUGGUGCUAUAUUUGAACCCUUAUUGUUGUUGAGGAUAUAAAUGUUUUACUUAUCGGUCAUAUCUAUUUUGUUGAUAGGGUCUUUAACAUCCUUCUUUUCAAGAUCGUCUUAUGAUGCUAAAAUGUAUUGUUCAUAAUCGUAGCCGUUUGAAACUGCCUAAUGAUACAAGUAUCAUCUCUCAUAGGCUUUGAGAUGUGAAAGGGAAACCAAGUUAUAUGACGUUACUCAAAUCUUUGUUAGUAGUGUGUUGUAGCAAUCACUUUUUUUAAGGGCACGUAAGUGACGCGAUUCAGAGAGUAAAGUGUGAAGCGACAUCUAUUGAUGGACUCCUUUCACAGGUAAUAGGUCGCUAGAAGAACUUCGAUGGUUUGACGGGCCACGGAGAGAUUCCUAGGUUGGAAUACUGCCACGUGGCCUGUGUCAGUUACGCAACUUCGACGCUCGUAUGGUCUUCGCUCUGAUGCAAAGACCGGAUUCGAGCGACCAUGAAAACUUCUGGAGACGAUGAUUGCAAGUUCGUGACGACGUGCACGUAUACACAGAAGACGCAACGAGGUUCGCUUGGUUUUCUCGCUGAAUCAAUAGGUGCUUAACAUUGCAACGUAUAAUUACUUAAACCGUCGUCACAGCCAGUUCAUAGCUGUAAAUUCCUUCCUCUGCAGAGGUUUCAAACAUAAAUUGUACGUUAUGUAUCAAGAAUGUAAUCAUCUGUAUUCUAAAACAUAUAUUUUGUGUAUUUCCUAUUCAUUACUUAAUACUUAAUGAGAUAAAAUAUGUAAUUAGCUUGUAUUUUGAUUCUGCAAUAAAGAUAACAAAA
Messenger RNA from Schistocerca serialis cubense, 4291 nucleotides. RefSeq names its product brain-specific angiogenesis inhibitor 1-associated protein 2-like. Gene Ontology annotation, biological process: actin filament bundle assembly; plasma membrane organization; actin crosslink formation. Gene Ontology annotation, molecular function: protein binding. Gene Ontology annotation, cellular component: cytosol; nucleoplasm. The coding region runs from base 184 to 2745 and encodes 853 amino acids. The record is from RefSeq and is a predicted model, not a curated record. The transcript is spliced from 13 exons. Lineage: Eukaryota; Metazoa; Arthropoda; Insecta; Orthoptera; Acrididae.